UCAUGUUUUUUUCUACAAAUUUCCAAUCUCUAACACAACAUUCACACACUAAAUUUAGAAAUAUAUAUCCAAUUAAUGAAUCUUUUUUUCUUUCCUUUUUCCAUUUCUUCUUUCCUUUGAAAUUUACAAUGCUGUAAAACAACAAGAAGAAGAUUACAGAACCCCACCUCCCAAUAUCUUUGCAUGUUCCCUCCUUGUAUAUCUCUAUCUUUCUCUGUAGAUGCACAUAAAUGUGUGUAAAUGUUCACGCUUUAAUGUUCUUUAAAUCAAAAACUUAAACUUUGCCUUUAUUAUUUAAAAAAAUUCAAUCUUGUUCAUUCAUCUCCCUCUCGUGUAUGAUAAAGAUUGUUGAUUUAUCUUUUUGACAUCUGGGGUUUUGUUGAAGAGCUUCACCUGUCUUUCUUGGUAAAGAUGUUUGCUCUGGGUGGUUUUUCAGGUUCAUUUUCUGAUAUCUAGAUCUCAACUUUUUUCAUUUUCUAGAAGGGGCUUUCUGCUUUCUUUGAUUGUGUCUUGGUCUAUUUUGUGUUGGUGAAUGAUUCACAUUGAGGGUAUAUAAUUUGAUAUCUGGUUCAUUUGCUGGUUGCUCUGCAUUUUUCGAUAUCUUGUGUUGUAAUUUGAAGUCUAGAUCUAGGGGGUUUUGUUGCAGAUCUUGAGUUAUUGAACAAACUUUGAUGAUUUGAGGUAUAGCUAGGGUUUUUGGGCUACCCCUGUUAAGGGUUUUGUAGGGAUUGUAUAUGUAUGUUGAAUUAGUGGUGAGUACUUUAAUUUGAGGGAUUUUAGCUGUAUCUUUUUGUAUAUUCAAAAUGUGGAAGCAACUUUUUAAAAGACUUCCUAGGAAGUCACUGAAAUCUGAAUCCACUGGCUCUCCGAGUAAUGGGACUGCUCCAUUAGGCCAAAGAAGUGGAAAUGCGGGCACGGGCCGAGCAAACGCCACUAAAAGGACAUCAUCAGCGGUUUUUCCAGCUGGUGUCAUGUCUGGAAUUGAGCCCCUUUUGCCUUUCAAAGAUGUUCCCAAUUCAGAAAAGAUGAAUCUCUUUAUCAGUAAGUUAAGUCUGUGCUGUGUGGUGUUUGAUUUCACUGAUCCAACUAAGAGUGUUAAUGAGAAAGAUCUUAAACGUGUUACGUUGAUUGAGCUUCAAGAAUUUUUGUCUACCGGGGCACCAAAAUAUACUGAACCAGCAAUCCUUGCAAUGUGCAAAAUGUGUGCUGUUAACUUGUUUCGAGUCUUUCCACCACAUUAUCGAUCUAACACGCGUAGUGGUGAAAAUGAUGAUGAUGAACCUACAUUUGAUCCUUCUUGGUCACAUCUACAACUUGUGUAUGAUAUAUUGCUCAAAUUUGUAAGUUGUCCCUCUGUGGAGCCUAAGGUCGCAAAAAAGUAUAUAAAUCAUUCAUUUAUUUUAGGAUUGCUCGAUCUCCUUGAGUCUGAGGAUCCACGAGAAAGAGAAUGUUUGAAAGGUAUCAUGCACAAAAUUUACGGCAAGUUUAUGGUGCACCGACCUUUUAUUCGUAAGAACAUUAGCAAUGUCUUCUCUCGCUUUGUAAAUGAAACUGAUCGGUGCAAUGGAAUUGCUGAGUUAUUAGAGAUAUAUGGCAGUGUGAUUACUGGAUUUGCAUUACCUUUGAAGGAGGAGCACAAGAUCUUUCUGCGGAUGGGAAUAAUUCCUCUGCACAAGCCAAGGGCUUUAGGGGCUUACUUUCAACAGUUGUCAUAUUGUGUAAUGCAAUUCAUAGAAAAGGAGCCAAAGUUGGCCAGCACGGUGAUCACAGGGUUGUUGAAAUACUGGCCAAUCACCAAUAGCCAGAAGGAAGUUCUGUUUUUGAGUGAGAUAGAAGAGAUUCUUGAAAUAAUUAAAAUGGAUGAGUUUCAGAAGGUUAUGGCUUUAUUAUUUCGGCGAAUUGGAUGCUGCAUCAGCAGUUCACAUUUUCAGGUGGCUGAGAGAACACUGUUCCUCUGGAAUAACGAACAUAUUGUGAACCUAAUUGCACAUAACAGACGUGUGAUCUUGCCACUCAUAUUUCCAGCCCUAGAAAACAAUGUGCAUAGCCACUGGAACCAUUCUGUUCUCAACUUAACUCUCAACGUGAGAACAAUUUUCUCGGAGAUGGAUGAUGAGCUGUUUUUAGACUGUCAUUCUCAGUUCAUGGAGGAACAAUUUAAACUAACACGAGAGACAGAAAAGCGGAAAGAAGCAUGGAAGCACCUUGAGAAUGCAGCUAGUCGGCAACCAAUAGCUGGAAACACAGCCGUCUUAGUGAACCCGUAGCAAUCUGAGUGAUCUUUUAAAGGAAUAGCCCGAUUUUCAUGUGGUUAACCACAAUGAUGGAAAAACACGCAUCUGUUUACGGGUUGAGGUUUGUACUUUUUGCUGGAUCAAAUCUAUUGUUGUACCUUAUAAUCCAAUUCCUACCCUUUGGUACGAUUCUUGUCAACUGAAGUGCUAUAUGGUUUUUCCAGUAAAGAGCAGUAAGGAAAAGCAUGUUGUAGAAAAUGACAUCCUUUUGUAGCUUGGCUGAUUACUUUCAAUCAUUUUUUGUGAUUUAAAUUCACAUUUGAAAGUUUCAUCUUCUAUAGCCAAAUGUAAUUCUUAGAAUAUAUGGGAAGGCGAAACUGUCCGCCUUCUCCAGAUGCUUACUGCCAUUUCAAAGAAUUGCAGGUACUUUCGUUGUAUAUUCAUAUUUCUUUUCCUGUUUA
Messenger RNA from Daucus carota subsp. sativus, 2695 nucleotides. RefSeq names its product serine/threonine protein phosphatase 2A 57 kDa regulatory subunit B' kappa isoform. NCBI's taxonomy places the organism in Eukaryota, Viridiplantae, Streptophyta, Magnoliopsida, Apiales, Apiaceae. The coding region runs from base 804 to 2267 and encodes 487 amino acids. Gene Ontology annotation, molecular function: protein phosphatase regulator activity. Gene Ontology annotation, biological process: signal transduction. The record is from RefSeq and is a predicted model, not a curated record. The transcript has 2 exons. Gene Ontology annotation, cellular component: protein phosphatase type 2A complex.